CUAAACUCGAAGAUCUGUCAAAAUGUCGGCUAAAGCCAUCUACGAAACCGACGGAAAGUCACUCGUUGCGAAGUGCCUUCAAAACAAUUGCUACGUCAAGAACAAAUUUGCUGUUGUUGUACAAGAAACAAACUGGGACGAUCUUGUCAAAGACAAUCCAUGGAUUUUAAGCCAGGUAAGACAUUGUUUUAUCAACAAAUUUGUCGUUCUAUUCAACUGCAUUCAUUCAGCCUCCAGGGGCGAAAAUAAUUUGAUCCCUCGACUCCUGAAUUUUAUUAUGUAUUUACGAAUUUUAUAUUUUCAAUCUUGAAUUUUGAGCUUUGACAUAUUUGGAAGACCAUUGUGUAAAGUAUAAAGAAGAUUUCUGUAAAAUAUUAAGUUGUUUAUAUUCUUUAUUUCCUCGAAACAAUGUUAUCCGUUUUGCUUUUCCUUUCACCGCUCGCAGCAAGGAAAUUGACAGAAUAGGAUUAUACUUGUAGCGAUGAAGGUCAUUCAAGGUUACGCAAAAUGCUUUAUCAUAUGCAGAAUAAAAUUUUUUUAAUUCCUUUUGUCUCAUCAAUUUGCCCCUACUGACGUUUUAUCUUUGUUCUGAUUUUAACACGUACUAAACUACCUCAAGUUUACCAAUUUCUUGACGCCUGUUAUAAUUUUUUACCAAAACUGAAUAAAUGGGUUAAUUUUUCUUUUCUAGAUUUUAGUGUAUCAGUUGUACUUUUAAAUUAUUUUAGCUUCACAUGAGUUCAAACUGGCUUGAUAUUAGCUUUUCUUUGUUUGGAAAUGACAUAUCUGGAUCAAAGGGAAAUUCAACUCAAACAGUUGUAUCCUAAAACCAUCCUGACUUGGAAUUGGUGGCAAACUUAGCAUAGCCACAAUUUUUUUCCAUUGAUUGUUUAGUAAUGAUGGACCAAUACAGUUUUUCUGAAACUAUACGAUACCAAAGAUGAUGCUGAUAUUGAUACUGUGAUUUAUGUGUUAACUCAACAUUUCUUUAAAAAACAAUCUUUAGUUUCUACUCAUAAGAGAUUAAGUCAAUCAUCUGACAAGUAGUCACCUAUACAACGUUAAAAACAAUUUAAAAUUGUAAGCAAGCAUCUCUAAAAGUGGUUACUUUUGAGAUGUGGUAGCUAAUGAGAGGUGGUUGCUUACAAGAGGUUCAAUUUAUAGUGAUUUGACUUGAUAACUUUUGGUAUACUGAAAAAGUGGUUGCUUACCAGAGGUCGUCGCUAAGGGAGGAGGUUCUACUGUACAUACAAAAAUGUGUCAUAAGAUACUUAAUAUAUUUGUUUGUAUUUUCAUUUUCAGAAACUUGUUGUAAAGCCAGAUCAGCUUAUAAAGCGUAGAGGCAAGCUGGGUCUUAUAAAGGUUAAUGUCAACUCACAAGAAGCCAAGAAAUGGAUUGAUGAGAGAAUGGGCAAAGAUAUCCAGGUCUGUGAUUGAUCUAUUAAGUAUUUUAGCCUUCUCGAUUAUACAGCAUGAAACAAGAAUGGGAUGAUAAGCUGGAGUGUUUUCUAAAGGCAAGCCUUAAAAAAAAAUACAGCAGUUGUCAGGAAACAAGCCAGUACCUAUAAAAAGGGUACAAGUAUGUACAGUAUGUUGCUAGCAUCUGUUCCUGCUGCUUUUGUCUCUUGUUUUCUUUCUGGUUUUAAUCACUUUUUUUGAGGAUAUGGAAAUAAAGCAAAGAUUAAAAUUUUCUUAAGAAGAGGACAGUUGUUUUAUUAUUUUUUCAAUAUUUAAGAAAGCAAUGAUUAAAAAACAUAUGUGUUUGUGGAAACUUGCUGGUGGAAACAGCAGCUGCUGGUGCCUCUGGACAAUACUGAAUAAGAAAAGAGUGGGAGACAAGACAUGUUCACCUAGAGCUUAAGGUUACAGUGCUGGACUAUAAGUUGAUGUCAGACGUUAGGGGGAAGGGGGGGGGAGGAAGGUUCGAGCUCUGAUGGGGUGAUAAAGUGGUGUACUUGGGAAAACUUUUACUCUCAAUAUACCUGUCUCCAACAAGGAGUAUAAAUGAGUACAAGCAAAUUGUCAGGGGAGGUGUGACAAAAUUCUUGGUGGUAACCUGCAAUUGAGUUGUAUAUUAUCCAGAGAGAAUUAUAUGAACCCUUGUAUUCUGGAACCCAUUACCCAUUCUAGUUACAUUUGCCUUUACAAGAUUUGCUGUCUCCCUUUCCCUGAGAUUCUGAAAUCUUCCUCAUCCAUUUCUGUCCCUGAUCUUCUACUCUUCAACCAUUCUGUGUAUUACCUGUCCUUCCUCCCUUUUAUCUUGUUAACUUCUACUCUAUAGUUAUCCUCUCCCCUGUCCCCCUGACCUUACCCCUGUCUUUCCUCAGCCCCCCUCCCUUCUCCCACAAUCUGUUCCCACCCAACUCAUGCACAUUAAUCUGUGUUUCCAACUAAUCAGGUUGGAAUGAAUGCUAUGAUUAUUUACUUGGCAGGUGGGAGCUGCAAGUGGUCCGCUGAAAAGAUUAAUCAUAGAGCCAUUUGUACCACAUAAACAGGUAGAUCCAGUUACACAUACAUCUUUUGUAAUGAUCUCAAUAUUGGUAUUUCGUUUUACCUUAUGCUUUAGAAGGUCAGAUGAACUCUGAUUGGAUAGGUCACUUAGCUUAAGUAUUGACUUUUAAUAACUUUACUUUUAUGUAUGUGCUGUUAGGAAUUGAGUGAGCUUUUCAAUAACCUGCAAACACUGAGAUUUAGAGUAAAACUGGCAAUUUCAAUUCACGCCGUCUUCAGAUGUUUGCAUAACAGUCAUCUUAAAAGCAGAGGAACUCAAAAUGGAUCAUUAAUGCCUCCCAUUACAAUUCAGUGACUUGAUCUUUUCAACAAUGUAAGAUGACUGUGGUUCACCAUGGUUCAUAUGUUUGAAAAUGCAGUGAAUCUGAAUCAGGAAGUGUUAGAUUCUGAAACUAAUAAACCAUGAUAAGGCUCCAAAGAAUGACUCACACAAUCUUCUAUGACUUUCUUUUAGAAUGAAGAAUUUUAUGUGUGCAUCUAUGCCCAGAGGAAGUGCGACACAAUUUUAUUUCAUCAUGAGGGUGGUGUGGAAAUAGGAGAUGUUGACAGCAAGGUAAAGUACUUUUUUUUCUUAUGAUUCCAGUCUGAGUUUUUACCCUUUAACUCCCAAAAGUGAUUUACAUGUAAGUUCUUUCUAUGAUAUCCAUACAUUAUCCAGCAAACAGGUUAUGAGAAUACUCAAACUUAUAAGGUAGAGGUUGAUAAUUCUUGAUCUAAGACCAAAUUGCCAUAACUAAUUAACCAGGAAAUGUGUAGCAGCUAGAAGGGAGAAUUAACAGUCAGUUUUUGGGAAUUAAAUGGUUAAAUUUUUGCAUUAAAAACUCAAGGGAAAUACCAUAUCUGUGCUUGCUUAUGUAUUACUCUCAAUGAAUAAAGAAAAAAUGAUUAGAUUUACUGCUAGUUAAAGGUUAUACGUAAGUAGCCAGAAUAAUAUUUGUCUCUUUUACUUUCUGGACCUUGAAAAAAUUACGUGUAUGUUUGAAAAAAAUUUGAAUUCCAAGCAGUUUUGUUUCCAGUGUAUGCUUUCUUGUUUUUUGGCACCAAAUAGAAACAUUUUGCUUCUCUGAUCAAUGAAAGAAUGCCAGAUAUUUAAUAAAAUAAGCACAAACCAUUCAAAAAUCUUUAGGAAUAUAUACUUAAAACUAUUAUUAGUUUUUAAGCUAGCUGUGAUCAAGAAGUUUGAUUUAAAAUUUUGUUGUUUUCUGGUGUACUUGUGUUUUUUUACGUAUGUUUGUUUACUCAUGUUUGUUUACCUAUGUUGUGCUUAGGCUGUUAAACUUGAAGUUGGCCUUGGAGACAAAAUCACAGUUGAUCUAGUGGAGAAAAAACUUAUGCAGAAUGUUCCAAAACAAAAGAAAAAGUGAGUGAAGGUUUUCAGUACUCUUACAAUACAUGGUUUGAACUCAUCCAAGUUUUGGGGCUGUCAGCCCUUUGAAUACAUGACUCUGGUGAUGCUCAGGUUGUGAGAGGAUUCCAAGGAUCCUUUCAGGACUUUGCAGUAUUAUUGUUGCAUCAUUUUAUUGUCACUUAUACCCUGUUAAGGUAAGUGAACCAAUCAGAAAAUGCAAUCUGUAGAGUUAAAAUGUAAUUAUAAUGUUUAUUGCUCUUUGUUUUUUUCCUGGACAGAUUACUUGCUACAUUUAUCCACGACUUAUUUAAACUUUACACUGACUUGUUCUUCACCUACCUGGAAAUAAAUCCCUUAGGUGAGGUAAUCUUUAAACAUUUUGACAGUGUCAGACUAUUUGGAUACUCUCUAUAACUAUUAUUUUUUAAUUCCACACAAUCAUUGAAAAUGAAGAUUUAGUGGUAAUACUGAUGUGAUUUUAAGGGUUUCUCAAAUCUUUCUACAAGCAAGUUUUUCUGAGUAGAUGUUGUUAACCAUUUGAUCCCUAAGAGUGACUAGCAUCUAAUUUCCCCUUACAAGAUUGCCCUUCUCCCCCCUCCAUCACACAUUUAGGUCACAAGAAUGAAGGAAAUGAUCAAUUAAAGAAGCUCUUAAUUGUUGUAAAUUCUCCUUGUCAGCACAUUAGGAAAUGUAUAGAGAGCAGUAAAGAGAAUGUGCAUACUGAUGUUAGGGUGUAAAGGGCUAACUUAACCAUCAGUUUUGUAGCUAACAUUGAGACUCCCAUAAUGUCAUUACAAUGAAGUCUGUUAUGGAUACCUAUCAACCAAAUAGCUCUAUGUGCUUGUAUAGCACAGUGCAAGUUAACAUGGAAGCCAUAUAAUCAUCCUCAUCAUUGGAAUGAUUAUUUUAAAAUUUAAAAAAUAUUUUUUUUCAUCUAACUCACAAAUAGUUAAUUAUACAAUACUAUGGAUACUAGAUAUAUGAAAAUACAGAGAGGAGAAAGUAGAAAACAAUGGAACACUUUAGAAAGCAAGGUGACCUUUUGGAAACUCUCAGGCAUUUUGUGGAGGCCAACCAAUUUGUCUUAAUUUAUUCUACAGAUUGACAAUUUUAGAAUUGAUUUGUUGAUAUCUUCAGUUGUUUCACAAUAAAUUUUUCAAAAUAAACUUUGAUAAUGACAUGAUGUGAUGAUGAUGAUGAUGAUGAUGAUGACUGAGUUAAAUCCUCAAUCUCCAAAGUUUGUCAUCUGAUAUUUAAAUUUCCUGGUGACAAGUGUGAAGUAAUUGUAGCAAUAAUCCUGUGUUCUGUUUCAGUGGUUGUGGAUGAAUCAGUGCAUGUUCUUGAUCUUGCUGCCAAAUUGGAUCAAACUGCAGAGUUUAUAUGCAAAACCCAAUGGGGAGAAAUUGACUUCCCACCUCCUUUUGGCAGAGAGGCAUAUCCUGAGGUGAGACUAGUUUGUCCAGAAAAUAUUUAUAAUUUUGUGCCAAAGUAGUGGGGAAUUGACUAGAACUUUCACUCGUCCCCCUCAACCAAUCGGGUACAAAACCAACUAUGAAUUGGUCUCUCUAAGUUUCCUUUGCUUCAGACUGUCUACUCAAUUCACUUGGACUUCUCUUUUUUCCCCUGUGAUAUUUUCUUUUGCUCUGAUUGUGUAUUGAUUUAUUUGGGUUUGGUGUUACACAAUGCAACCAAAAAGUGCUUUAAAAUGCCUGAUUGACAAAGGGAUGUUAAAUGGUCAUAUUUUGUAAUUACUCAAUCUACAAGAUGGCAAAACAAUUAGGAAAUAAAUCGAUAAAGAAAGAGGAAAAGUGUCCAUGCUUAGCAGCAGUAAACAGUGCUACUUAAAUACUUAAUUUUCAAUUUGAUUGAAAAAGUUGCUUUUCUUUCAUGACUAUUGUUUUCUCUGCAUUGAAUAUAAUGGAUAAGAUGAAAGCAGAUCAGUCUUCAUCUGCAAGAAAUAUGCCAGCUUGCUUGGAAGUGUGCUUGGUUCUUCAAAAUAACAUGUACACACCAUCCUAAAAUGUGAUAUGUAGUUAAUUUACAAGAAACCUGAACUCGUUUUGUUUUUUUUUACUAGGAAGCACACAUCGCUGAGUUAGAUGCCAAAAGUGGAGCUUCUCUUAAAUUAACCAUUUUGAACAGUAAAGGUCGCAUUUGGACCAUGGUGGCUGGAGGUGGAGCCUCUGUGGUGUACAGGUAGGAAAGUGCAUUCGUUGUAGAUUAAAAUGGAACUGAGGCUGAAUUUUUUUCCAACGAGGUUGAUUGGUAAUUGUUUAUGCUUAAUGCUCACAUUCACUAGCUGUAACAAAAUAAAAUGGUGAUAAAACAAGUUUUAAAAAAAUCUGUGUGAUCUUUGUUCAUUUGCAAUAAAAGAAUUUUCUCCUUCAAGACCCCAGGGAGGCAACUUCACUAUUCCUUGAAAUCAGUUUUGGCUGGUUGAUAAUGUGAUUGGUACAAUAUAUAGUGAAUACCGCAAUAGCUUUGCUCCUAUCAUGAAUCCAUGCCAAAUUACGCUUCUGGGAUUGAAUUUUCUCUUCGGUCUCGAAAAUAAGACCAAUUUUCACGGUUCUUCUUAGCUCAAAGAUGCAAACGGCGCUGCAAAGAGUCUCUAGAAUUUGCGGCAAACUUUCUAAUCGACAGCAAGGAACAAAACUCGUCCAUUUCGCUAUCAUUACUUUUGUACAAUACUGAAAUACAAGAUUUGUUGAGGGAAAGAUCUAUUCUUGAAAUGUUGGGAGAGGAACUGAACAUGUCUCAUGCAUGCAACGUUAAAACUUUGAAAACAAAUUAAUGUAGCACUGCCAUGAUAGUGAUUAUGUCUCUGCUCUUGUUUAUGUUAAUCUAGUGACACUGUUUGUGAUUUGGGUGGUGCGUCAGAGUUGGCAAAUUACGGUGAAUAUUCAGGUGCGCCAUCAGAAUCACAGACAUAUGAAUAUGCUAAGACGAUUAUCAAGCUUAUGACCGUUGGUACACCAAGGCCUGAUGGUAAGAUGUCUGAAAUUCCCAUUCUUUUCUACAUGAUGCAAAUAUCCUGAUAUUUAAAAUAAGAAAGAUGGGCUCGAUAUUGAAAUAAAGAGGGUUGUCUAUCAGGAUUAAGAUAGACCAAGCAUUUUGUAUCAUGAGCCCCGUCUUUAUCUCCCUCUUAUCUUGACUUUUGCAACUUGGGCCGUGUCGCUUUUACGCCCCGCUCGCGCUAUCGAGUAUAGCUCAAUACGGGGAUUUUGUUGAUGACGUUUUUCAUUGAAAGCGCGCGCGGGGCGGCACAAGUCAAACUAGUAGUCUGGCCGGACGGAAGAAGUUCUCCUAGUCGCUAUAGAAACCAGUCCAAGAUCUGGAAACUACGCGAGUCCAUCUAAUAUGCUGUCAAACUUUACUGUACGGUACAAUGUACUAAUAUUUACGUCGUGUAAUUUCCUUCGCAGGCAAGAUUCUUAUCAUUGGUGGAGGUAUUGCUAACUUCACAAAUGUGUCGGCAACAUUCAAGGUAGUUUAAUCCACGUAAAACGUUAUGUGACCAAAGUUGAUAUUAACGUGUCAACUGAAAGUAGAGAAAAUGCUUUAAGUGAGGCCAGGGCCAUGAAGCCACAUAUUUUUAUGGUAAAAUUUUAACAAUUUUUUUCUUCGUGAAAAAUGUUGUGGUUAUUCAUCGUGGUGAAUAACGAUCAAAAAACACAACAACAGGAGAGCCGUACGACAGCGGACUGCCGAGGGAGCAAAUCACUGAGUGAAACAGCAAGAAUUGAAAUGUACCGAUCAAAGCUGGUGAAAAACAACUAACCACAGCAGAGCAUCAUGCUUUAUAAGAUCACGCAUGACCAGUUGACCUCAUCGCCUGAAGAAGACUAGCAGUAUGCAGUCGAAACGUCGCGAUCUACAUCACACUUGACUACAUCGUGAGAGAAACGAAAAACUUAGCUUUUAAUUUUUUCCUUCGUUCUACGAGAAUUAAAUUUACCUGUCAUUUCGUCAUUUUUGUUGCUGUAUUUUUUCGAUAUGCUAUUAUAAGAGCUGGAUGUACACUUUUAAGGUGUUGUCCAUCAUUUAUCGUCACAGCAAUGUUGACCAUAUAACUUUCAAAAUAAUUUGUAAACUUCUCUCUUGUUCUCUGUUUUGUUUCUAGGGAAUAGUCAAAGCUCUCCAAGAGUAUCAGAAAAAACUUAUAGAGCACAAGGUGGAGAUAUAUGUGCGAAGAGGAGGGCCAAACUAUCAAGAGGGUCUUCGUGUUAUGAGGGAAGUAGGUAAGUAUAAAACAGCCAACAUUUUUCCAAGGGAGGAGGAUGGGGUACACAGUUGCGAAUUUCCCUGCAUCUUAUAUGAUCUGGCUCAUUCCGCUGUUCAACCUUUGGUAUCAGCAUAGGGGUAUGUAUGUAUGUAUGUAUGUAUGUAUGUAUGUAUGUAUGUAUGCAGACAUCGAUCAGCCCCACCUUUUCGGUAAAAUCCGUCGUACGAGACAAAAAAAUCAGCGGAAAAAACAUUGAUGUUGGCGCACCACGUGAAACUCAGCGAGUGAGGUGCGCGAAAUCUCUCCCAGAAUUCUGCGCAGGACGUUAACAUCAUUUUUAUUUUUCGCUUUCUUAUAUUUGUCUCGCGCGACCGACUUCGCCGGAAAGGGGAGACUGAUCGUAGUCUAGUAUGAGUGAGGCGAGUAAGACCGACAGAUAGAUUGUCUAGAAGUGGAAAGACACGACCCUGACUUGAAAUGAACCACAGUUACCACAUCGGCUAAUCCAAACAAAGGAUUAGUAGCAGUUGAUGGAACUAAAAAAAAAAUAAAAACCGGCAAAAUGUGAAGCAGCGAUUUUUUUCAGUUUUGCUUAUGAUUGGUUAAGAAGAUAGCGCGUGGUUCUUUAACAAAUCACGAAGCGACUUAGACCGAAGUCAUUGCAUCCUUCAUGCUUAAUUAAGAUAUUCAUAUUUUACAGGUUCCAGUUUAGAUUUGCCCAUGUACGUAUUUGGAACAGAGACACACAUGACCGCCAUUGUAGGCAUGGCCUUAAGAAAGAGAGAGAUUCCUAAGGAAGUUGGCUUCGACUCAAAUGCAGCAGCAAACAUGUUCUUCAAUGCUCAGAACAAAGUAAAAAUUUCCUCUCUAUUGCUAGUAUGAGGUAUCCUUAUGGUAUCAGAUGAGGCUAUGUCAACUCGGUAGUCAUCAAUUGCUUUUAUAAGAUAUUUCUCUAAUAAUACGCGAAAAUGGAAAACAUUGCAACAGUGUUGUCAUGUCAUCCCAGGGGUCCGUAACCAGUGGAAAACACGCACUGUUGAUGUCGAAUGGCAAGGGAAAAACAGCUGACGAGAAGCCUUCACCAGAACAAGGGCGCAAAGCUUCAGGCGGCAAGAAAGCUCCUUUGUUUACUAGUGAGACCAGAGCAAUCAUCUGGGGAGUGCAAGCACGAGCAGUACAGGUAUACUUAAAUAUCAUUUUACUGUCUCUUCUCUGCCCUCAUUUCGCAAUGCGGGCGCGUUGUUGAGGGAAUGGUAACGUUUCAAGCUCCGCGGCGAUCUUUCAAUGAGUUGCUAUGUCUUAUGUAAGGUUAGAUUACCGAGACGGGUAGAGUAGGGGGUUGCCUAUCAUCCAUCCCCUCGGUACAAGUUUUUUUUUUCUCUCCUCAACGUUUUUCGGCUUAAAAAAAGAUGGUGGGCUCACUCACCGAAAAUACGCCGGCAACGCAGGCUACGCUCCUAAGUGGAAACUCAAUCUCCUGAUUGAAAGAUAGAAUCUGGGACUGACUCCCGCUUACGUGCAAGGCUCUCAAGUCCUAUUAGCAAUUAUGAAAGGCUGGUACCUUCAGAAAAGUACCGAAAAACAGCUUAUUUGUGGUUACAUGAUCAAUAAUGGUCGAGAUCAUAUCUUGCGGGAAUUUGAAGAAUCGUGGUGACUUCUGAUAGGUUGUUUCAUAAAUUUUAAUUUCGACGCCUUUUCCUCUGUUUUCAGGGCAUGCUUGAUUUUGAUUAUGUUUGUGAGAGAAAGAGACCAUCUGUGGCAGCUAUGGUGUAUCCUUUCAGGUGAGAAAUUGCUAUUAAAUGAAUAUUUAGAAGUUUAACAUUUGGCCCUGUUUUGAAUCAACAUCUAUUACAGAGUCAUUCGUUGUUCUUUUCUUACCUUUUAAGUUAUCGAGGUUUAAUUCAAAACUUCUCGUUUCUUUUAUUUCAGUGGAAAUCACCGACAGAAGUUCUACUAUGGACACAAAGAAAUUAUGAUUCCAGGUUGGUUGGAAUGAUUCAAUAUUAUUUCAGUUGUGACGGGAUUCUGUGAUUCUAUUUUACUGUGGAGAUCACUGGAGUGAUUUUUUUAGUUGGUGCGCUGAAGUCCAGAUGAAGUGGUCGAUUUUCGAAAUCUAAAUCGGAAUACUUUUGUUUUACCGCUGCCUGGUUAUCUCAGGUUGUAGAGCGCCGGACUUCCGCGGUGUGGGGUCAGGGGUUCAGGGACAACCUGUUUUUUGCUUACAUCCCAACCAGCGGGAGUAUAACAUCGCAAAAUGUUUUUGAUUUCUAAUUUCCUCGUUUAUUUGUAAUUCCAGUUUAUAAAGAGAUGUCCGAGGCUAUGAACAAACAUCCUGAUGCUGAUGUAAUGGUUAAUUUUGCGUCGCUUAGAUCCGCUUACGAUGCCACUCUAGAAGCCCUGCAGUUUCCACAAGUAAGCUUAUAAAGUGAUUUUUCAGUGGGUGCACAAUUUUUUCAAACAGUUUUUGCGUUGGCGAGAAUUUUUAUAUAUAUUAGCAUCACGCAAGACACGUUUAACGCUGGAGCUGAGAACACGGGGUUGCUCAUGGCAAGUUUCUUUUAUUGAAAUGGAAGCCUAGAGCAUUUGAUGGGUUUGUGGAAUGUUAUUGGUUUGUCCCUUGUGUGGGUUUAGCAGCUUUUUCUUCCCAUCUCAAAUUUCGCACACACUGAAUUUAAGUUUUUUUUUUCAAUUGUCGUUGACAGAUUCGCACGAUUGCUAUCAUCGCUGAGGGAAUCCCUGAGGCAAAGACCAGGCAACUGAAUCAGAAAGCUAAGGAACUUGGAGUGACAAUUAUCGGUCCAGCAACAGUAAGUAUAAUUUGAAAAAGUUGUUCCUUUGUUCUCGUAAACCCAACGGAAGACAACUUUUCAGAGCACCAAAUAGUUUAGUUGUGAAACGGUAGGCUAGAGAUCCUGUGGCAUCCUGCUCGGGGUAUGGUUUCGAGUAUAAUGAGCGGAAGUUGAUCCAGGUUCCAUAGUCUCGGGGGUCUGGAAACCCCACCCCAUCAGCGCAGUGGGUUUUUUUACCACUGGUCUGACACCAGAAUUCUUGGGACGACAUAUUCGCACAUUACCACUUGAUAUCAAGUAUUUUAAAUAAACUUGUCUUGAAAUAAUUCUUAUCUUAUUUAGGCUCUAGUGUUUAAUUAAAAAAAUCUGUCUUUUCUAAACCAAAGUUUGAUCCCCUCUCUCCCCUCCCCCUCCCGAUUCUGAGUCAGUCACGUGGAUUGAAGUAACCCCUUUUUUUACGUAACCGCGUCCGUCUUGGUUUUUCUAGGUUGGUGGCAUCAAACCUGGGUGUUUCAAGAUCGGUAACACCGGUGGUAUGUUGGAUAACAUUUUGGCAUCAAAGCUGUAUAGGCCGGGAAGGUAAGCUAAACGAAACAGUGAUGUGGUUACGUCGCUGGUGCUUCACAUCAAGGCUGUUAAAUAAAUUAACUUCAGAUAGGCCAAAAACCAAUUAUUCAAGCCGCUUCAAAAUUUUCGAAAACGGUGGUACCUUAUCCUCUGCUUAAAACUCAGUAAAUCAAAGCGUAAUCAAAUAUGCAAAAUCUAUUUUCAUGGAAAGGUUUCCGGUAGAGAGAAAUGUUACGUGUAAGGUACAUCCACUCAAGUAAACCUGUUUUGAAACUAACCGAUGAUAAUGAUCAAGAAAAAUGCGUGUUUCUUAUUUAACUUAUGAAAAAACUUUGUCAACCAAUAAGAAUGCCUGAUCUAUUUUCACUUGUGAGAAUACUUGUUUUAAUCUAGCCAAUAAGAAUGCAUGUUUUAAACCAAUCAAGGGAAAUGCUUGUUUAAUCUUAUUAACCCAUUGACCCUUAAGAGUGAUUAGAAUUUGAUUUCUCCCUAAAGUAUCACCACUGAAUCUUACAUCAAGGUGACGAGAAAAACGGAAAUGAUCACCAACCAAAGAAUCUCUUGAAGCUCUUGUCAGCACCUUAGGCAAUGUCUAGGGACCAGAAUGGAGAAUAUUCGUACUGAUCUUAGAGUGUUAAUGGUUCAUGAGAACGCCUGUGUUAAUCUGAUCAUUGCAAGGAAAUGUUCUUUUUCGAAUCUACAGCGUUGCCUACGUGUCUCGAUCAGGUGGAAUGUCUAACGAACUCAACAACAUCAUCUCACGAACCACCGACGGCGUCUACGAAGGCGUGGCCAUCGGAGGUGACAGGUAUCCGGGAACGACAUUUAUGGAUCACGUGAUGAGGUAUCAAGAAAACCCGGAUGUGAAGAUGCUCGUUGUCCUUGGAGAGGUGCGUGUCUGUUCAUUGUUUGAAAGUAGUUAAGUUACGGAAUUAUGAUUCUUUUUUUGGCGUUGUGCUCAACUAUCUUGAGCUCUAAAGGAGAUCAUCCGCAAAAAAAUAUACAAAAAGGAGGAAGUAAGGGUAGUCAAUGAUGCGGAAGAUUUAAAAGGAUUGUAAAUGACUGACCCACCUGGUUAGCUCAGGCUGUAGAGCGCCGGAUUGCCGUACGGGAGGGGAAGGGUUCAAACCCAAGAUAGAACCAACACUUUGGGUCUUUAAAUAACGGAGGAGAAUGUUCUGCCUUUGCUACGCCAUCUGCAAAUGGUUAGACUUUCUAGUCUUCUUUGAUAAGUAAGUCGCCCGAAGGCCUCGUCUCUUGAAUCUUCUGAGUACUGGUUAUCAGGGGACCUUAAAGAAUCUACACUUUUCUCCCAAAGAAUAGGGAACGUAGUUUCCGGUUUUGUGAUCUGGCCGUAUUUCCAAAAAUUCCUUAAUUGGGGGCACCUGCAAACUUUUCUUUGAACAACUGUAAACUUCUCAAUGCAGUCUGGUCAAAGAACUCCGCAAAGUUUUUGAAAGCGCAAUGGUUCAUAUUGAUGUGGGAAAUGUGCUAUGGAAAUGCAUCACUAUCAGAUGCAUCGUUGUUAAUAUCUAUUAAUAUAGUUAGAUAAAAAAUACGAGAGAAGUUAGGAUAAACCAAGAAUAACUCAGGAUGAAAAAAGUUUAAAUUGGACUAAAAUAUUUCUUUCAAUAUGCUUAGGUCGAAAUGUCGUAUUCAGUUGCCUUUCAAUUCUCUUGUAAAUCCUAGGUUGGUGGAACCGAGGAAUACGAGAUCUGUGAGGCCAUUAAGGACGGCACGGUAACCAAGCCCAUCGUGGUUUGGUGCAUUGGAACAUGCGCAUCAAUGUUCACGUCAGAGGUGCGUAAAUUGGGCACCAGUACUUUCGCGAACGUGCAGAAGACUUUAGAAACAAUUCUCGUUAGUAUUUGGGUACUAAUAACUUGUAUUUUAUUGACCUGAUUAGGUGCAGUUUGGCCAUGCCGGAGCCAGCGCUCAUGGAGACAACGAAACAGCGGUUGCCAAAAACAAAGUAAGGAUUUAAUCAAAUUUACUGACCAAGCUCGAAAAGAAAUAUUAAGUAAUGUACAGGGUAUGAGGUGUACAGCAACUUUAAAAUGUUUUUAGAAGGAGUAUUAUACUUCAGAAACCAUUUGAUUUUAUUUUCGUCAUUUAAAAUUUAUAUGCAGUCAGGAGGUCUUCCCAACGUGAUAGAAUUGUCUUCAAAAGUGAGAAAAACUCACUUCGGAAGACGGCAUUUUGAAUAUUGCUCAGCAAACUAGGCUCUUUUCUGUCAUGUGAGUCCUAAUCCACUACUUUCCAUCUCUUGGUGAUCUGUUUGAACAAUUAGGAGUUUAAAAAAAAAGCCCUAUUGACUGAAAUAACGGGUUUUUGCGGCAACCAAAGCAGGGGCUGUUUGUGAUCGAUGUAGAGUGGUUUCUGCCGCUCGGGUUAAACUCUGCAACGUUAAACUCUGGUUAACAGGGUUUUCAACUGUUUUUGUAAAACGUCAUGUGCACCGGACGUGGUUAGGUUAGUGGUGAGCGCCGUAGUAAAAAAGUUGGUUUUGAUAAAGUACCGGACGUGGAAUGUCCAGUCAAAUGAAAAUUUUUAGGAGUUUUUUGGUUAUGUAGUGUCUAGUAUCAAUUUUUUAGGACAUUUUUCGGUUAUGUACCAAGUAUUUUGACUCUCAAACUGCUUUGAGGAGUAAAUUUAUUAUAUAUUCUUUUAGGGCGGAGAUAAGAUUGAUUUGGUUCUUGGAGCAUAAUUCAUAUUGUUACAUCGAUUUAUAUACCUGAAAGUCACAAGGGACUUAGCAAUUAACAGAAAACUUGAAAUAGUUUUUCGUGUCUCUUUUUAAUUAAAUAUAUUCACAGGCUUUGAAAGAUGCUGGAGCGUAUGUACCAGACAGUUUUGAUUCUCUGUUUGAAAUGAUCAAGUAGGUGACCUUGCAGUUUUUUUCAUUCCUUCCUUUCUCUUUUAUUUUCCCUUCUUUCUCUUUUUUUUUUUUUUUUUUUUUUUUUUGACAUAACAUACCGAUAAGUUGGCAUUUAACUUAAGACACUUUGAAACGCUUUCGGUCAAUUAAAAUUUAGUAUAUUUUCAACGCAUUUUCCAUUCGUCAGAUGGAUGAUUGAAAGAGGUAAAAUACCCCUCAACGUAAUAUUGAAAAAUUUUUUUAUAUAUAUGACUUGAAUACCUAGCGAAUUUAAAAAAGACACCAGAAAAUUGCAAGACGUUCGUCAAGAGGAUAUAAUGCAACAUCUAGGAAACAAAUAAAUAAUGGCUCCCUGGCGAAGAAGACACGUGCACAAGACACAUCACAAUCGAACUUCACUUUCUUAAGCUAUUGUUUUCAUUGUUUUCCUCGUUCUUGUGUCUUUUUGCUUUCAACUGUUUAAAUCAACUGUGUCUUCCAUACCAAGUUUGAGCUCGAUUGAUCAAAAGGUUCAGAUUUUUUAUAAUGAUAUCAUCAUUAUGUUGUAUUCUGAUCUUCAUGAAGUUUUUCCAUCUUCACAGCCAAUCAGAUGCGACUACAAAAUCAGUUGUCUUAUGAUUCCUUCCAUUUCAAUUGGAGCGAGAAUUUCUACCAAACUGUAGUCAUCACUGCAAACAAAAGAAAGUAUCCUAACUUUGCAAUUUUGCUCUUAUUUCUACAGGGAAGUUUAUGACGUGCUCGUUAGGGACGGGACAAUCGUUCCUAAACCCGAGAAAGUUCCUCCAACAGUCCCUAUGGAUUACUCUUGGGCACAGGUUAGUAAAAAUGCAGUGGAGGAUCCGGAUUCCCUUAAGUAAGACUUGCGGCAUUACUUUUACUCUUUAUCUGACACCGAAAGACUGUCAGUUCAAACAUCAUGAGGUAUUCAAAAUGAUCUUGUCUUAAAAUGUUCCUUAGCGUUUUUGGGGUAUGGUGCUAAAGAAAUUCGGUGUUUUUUAAUUAAUUUUUGGGUUCCCCCCCUUUCCCCUUACCAAUCAAAAAUUCCUAGAUCCCGUAAUGUUAUGCUGGGAAUUGAGUGCAAGUAUAAUCAGUCUAGAAAUUACAGACUCAGAUUUAGGUGGAGUGGUGUAGUAAAGCGGUGUAGGGAGAAACAGAAAUUAUCCAUUCUAUUAAGAAAAAACUAAGCUGAAGUCACUGGUAGAUCACUUUGUCCUGCCGGGUAGGUGUGUGAGCCCUAGAAUUUUUAGCAAUCAAGGCGGGAGAUUGCAUUUAAACUUGUCAUCUUUAAUAUCUAAUUAGAUAUUCUACACACCGUUUGUCACUCACCCCUUAUCAUUUUUUAUCUAAGAAUUUGGUAGUCAAUCAAAUACUAUGAUUUUUCUACUUCUCAUAACCUUUCUACUUGAAAAUGUAAUGAUAUUGUGAGGUGAAAUUCAUGUUUGGUCACUCUUGGGGGUGAAAGGGUAAAAGAACGGGAUUAUAACCUACAGCUGUAGGUAGUGUUACGUGUUCCACUAGCUAUACUCUCACGGCUAACUCAAAUCAUUACUGCACUGUAACAGCUGAAAGAAUGUUUGUAUGAAGGAUUUUCUUUUUACAUCUUCACUUUUCUUCAUACUUGAUGUGGUUGUAUUUUAUAGGAGCUUGGUUUGAUCCGCAAACCCUCCUCAUUCAUGUCAAGUAUCUGUGAUGAGAGAGGAGCAGAGCUCCUGUACGCUGGCAUGCCAAUCACAGAGGUGUUCAAGGUAUGAACGCUUAUUUUUAAUAUGUAGAAUUCUUCAUGGGGCGAAACAAAAACUCGGCAUCUUUUUCAGUCUACUGUUAUUUUCAAAUCCCUCGUUACGCUUCGGAAUCGGUCAAGGGAAGAAAAAAGCCGCAAGAAUCUCCGGUAGAUUGCAUUAUCAGGCCUUUUAACGGAAUUUUGGCCGCCUAACUCAUAACGACCUACCUUCAGCAUAUAGGUACUCAGUCGAAACUCCCUUAGCCAAACGGCACGCAACGUCAUUAUAUGUACCUCGUUUUCAUGGGAGUCUCCCUCUGGGAACGAGGCAGUCACUUAACUUAUUUGACAUAUUAAUAAUUGCCUUCAACUUAACUCUCGCAGGAAGACAUGGGUGUUGGAGGAGUCCUGGGUUUGUUAUGGUUUCAAAGAAAGUACGUUUACCAAGUUCUAUAAACUUCUUCCUUUGUUAGCGGUUUUUGCUACAUGUGAAUAGAUAAAGACUGACGCUAUUUCAUAAAUGACCUGACUAAGGUAUCUUUCUGUCUGUUUUUAGGUUACCUCCUUAUGCAAAUGAAUUUAUUGAAAUGUGCCUCAUGAUAACCGCUGACCAUGGACCAGGUAGGUGUCAUACUAGACUGGUCACAUAAAAAUGAUUGUCGUUCAGAAAGUGUCACGUUUUGCUGCACGUCACAAACCUAAAAAUCUUUGGCACAAUAACUGAAGUUUAGAUAGCAUGACUGUGCAUGUGCAGCUAGUGAUUUUGUCUAGUUAAAGCCCAACUAUAUGUAAAAUGUUUAUCCAAUAAAAUCGACACACUAAGGAAAUCUGCUAGUAUCAAUACUGCUGGUUUUAUUGUCACACAAAUGACCUUUUUUUGUCACGCACAGCCGUUUCAGGUGCACACAACACUAUCGUGACAGCCAGAGCUGGCAAGGACCUCAUAUCAUCACUGGUGUCUGGUCUUCUCACAAUUGUAAGUAGAAAGAAACUCAAAGCCGUAAACUGCAUUCGUAUGUAAGUUUUCCACAAAAUGGAUGUAAACCGCGAAUGAUGAUGUCGCGAAGCUUUUGGGACCAAGGAUUAUAACACAAGUGAAACACUAACACAAAGAGCACAUGUGUGAUAGUGGUUUGGACUUUCGUUUGGACAUAGUGGGACUUAGAUGCAUUUUGCUUAUGCUUUCUCUAAUGCCUUGCUUCCGGCGAAUGUGAUAAUCAAGCUUGAAUUGGACGACAGGCGAGACAUUUGAGGGAAAAUCAUUAAAAUUAACAAAGCUGCUGGGAAUAUUCAAGGUGCCUUCUCGAUAUGAGAUGCUUUUUGGCGGUUUUCGGCUAAAUUACAAACUGACAACGAAAAAUAAAAUGGUUCUUCUGUCGACGAGGCCAUCUUGCAAACGAUUCAAGUUGUCACUACGCCAUUCAUUUUUGAAAAUAUUGUUUUUUUUUUUCAGGGUGACAGAUUCGGCGGAGCUUUAGACGGAGCAGCUCGAAUGUUCUCUCAUGGUCUUGACAGUGGAAUGGCGCCCAUGGAAUUCGUGAAUGACAUGCGAAAGAAAGGAGAACUAAUUAUGGGAAUUGGACACAGAGUCAAAUCUGUAAGGAACCUGUGGCAUUAGUUUGUGUUAUUGAAAGUUAUCUUUUGGAUAAACCGUCCGCUAUAUGAAUCUCUUAAAAACGACUAGAGUACUUAAUACACGAUUUUUUUUAACUAGCUGAACAAUCCCGACAUGCGAGUUGUGAUUCUUAAAGACUUUGUGAACAAACAUUUUCCCACCCACCCAGUGAUGGACUAUGCCAUUGCAGUCGAAAAGAUCACCACUUCAAAGGUAAGUUUUCGAUACGGAAAUGACUGAGAGCUUAGGGUUGACACUCCUUUCGGGAACAUACUGGGAUACUUAGGAAUGCAGCAAAAUCGCCCACACUCCCAAAGUCGUAUCUUUCCCUGUGUUCUUCUUCUUAAAGGCUUGCGCAUUUUUCUUUCUUGUCUUGUCUCCAGGUCCUCAUGGGUAACAUUUUCCGCAUUACUUGGUCAAAUUCCAAGGGACAUCCCCCCUUGGGGCUGAUUCUCUUUUCUCUCUCUGACUAAACACAGUGAGAGCUCAUAAGGCAAUCUCCAGUCGAGUGUCUAAUAAUCGAUAGCGUUUCGGUUUUCUUCUAUUUCUCCAAGUGAUUGGUCCAGAAAACUCAUACCACUUUCUUAACCAAUCAAAUUCGAACUAAAACUAAUCAUCACUUGGACGCCUGCUUUUUCCCGCGUCUGAGUCAGUUAACUUGUUUAUUAACCUCGAAUUCUGAUUGUCCUCCUCUUGAUGUUGUGCUUUGUUCUGAUUGGUUACUGUGAUUACUUUGGUUUUGGUUUUUCGGUUUCGAGAUUCGGUCCAAUUGAUGAGAACUGUUUACACAGGUACAGGAAAUGAAAGCAAAGUGAAACGACGACAUGAUCUCAAUUAAUUGCUGUUUUUUACCCAUAAAUUUAUGUUUUGGGUACAGAGCUUUGCAAAUAACGUCUAUCCAGCCUCAUAAGUAAUGCACUUAAUAUUGAAUUUUGCUUCUAAUCUUAACAGAAGCCGAAUCUUAUCCUCAAUGUAGACGGUUGUAUCGGUGCUGCCUUCGUAGAUCUGCUUCGUCAUUGUGGAGCAUUCACCAGGUAUAUAUUUUCGUUUCAUUAUGCGAAAAGAACGCUAAACGUUAUGGUGAAAGGAAGUGUUGAGGCGCGCUGCGAGUUUUGUUGCAAGCGAAACAAAAAAAAGGCUAUUAAUAAUUUAAAAUGUUUUUAUCGUGGGUCGCUUGAGUUUGUUUCGGUUUUUGCAGAAAUUUAACUCCUUUGUUUUCCUCGAAUCCAAUUUCAUCAUCACAUAAGUUGUUUUACUUCCUGUUAUUAUGAAUAUAUUCUGUUCUUCUUCGUGGCAGCGAAAGCAGGAGAUUUUCUCUCUCGCAAUAUUUUCUCAAUCUUUUGUAUGUAGAAGCAAUAGGUUAUUGCGUCAUAAAGUUUUCUUUUCUUUUGAUCAUGUCUCAUUUCAGGGAGGAAUCUGAUGAAUUUGUGGAGAUUGGAGCGCUAAAUGGAUUGUUUGUUUUGGGAAGAUCGAUUGGAUUCAUUGGUAAGUGAGUUUUUGUGGUAAAUUAAAAAGAUUGUGACGCAUCAAAAUUCAUAGAGAAAGAAGUGGGCCAAAGAAGAAGGGUGGGGGGGAAUGGAUCGACAGACUUGUCAGCGGGCUGUUUGGAAGUUUCACCCAUUCCAAGUACGCCCCCUACUAUUUCUCCCCACCUCGACGAGUUCGUCUCAUCAAAAAAGAAUAUGUUUGCUAAGAUUGUUUUUGGAUUCGUUUGUAGGUCAUUAUUUGGACCAGAAACGCCUAAAGAUGGGUCUGUACAGACAUCCUUGGGACGACAUCACGUACAUCAUGCCUGAUCAUCUCACAGACCUUCGCCCAGCAAGUUUUGAAUAAGCACGUGACAGUCACGUAGUAGAAGCCGUAAGAAUUGCAAAUUUGGGUUUUCCUCUAUAAACCCAAUCGAGCGGAACAUUUAACUGAAGAAUUUUUGGAAGAAAGAAAUUUUAGUCGUGUGUUGAGGCCGUAAUUUAAUUCAGGGAUAGUUUUUGCCUUUUUUGUAAUUCUCGUGUUAGUAGUUUUGACUGCUUAGCGCUAUACGAAAAUUUUGUUGCACCUGUCAAGCCCGUGUGGAUUGCGUGACAGACCAAAGAGAGUUUUUGCUCUCUUUGAAAAUCGGGAAUAUGUUGUACAAUAAUAUGGAAGUAAUGCUGUAAUUUUAACUCCCAUUUGAGUUAUUCAUUUGGAUUUGAAAUUAAUUUAGAGCAACUUGCUUCAAAGAAAAUGUAACUUCAAAAAUGUUACGAACUUUAUGAUCGACUGGAGUAGUCGAUGGUCGCGAGAGACUGGCACAAGCACGACAUUACGUGAAUUAUCCCUAGCAAGGAGUUAGAGGUGGUCGCAUGUCGCGCAACACCCUUACUUCCCCACCAACUGCUUAACUUGGUUUUGUUUGUUUGUUUCUGCGUUCUCCUAUACAUUUUGGAAUGUCCUUUUGCUUAUUUCAAAAUUAUAUGUUCCGUUAGUCCCUUAGCCAAAGAGCGCGAAAUUCAAGGUCCAAAAAUUUGACCGUUAACAAGAGAUCACUCAUAAUCUCUUGUCGUCAAACGUUUAGGGUGAAGUUCAGCUGGACCUUUACUCCUUUCCUUUUGUUUUGAGUGUGGGGAUUUUGAGGGUUUGCACUUAUCUUACGUCGUCCUUUGCUCGUCAGAGCAGUUUUCAAUUGACUGUCAAAAAACCAAAAGCUAUAGUAAUCACAUAACAAAGGUUUACAUCAUCAUCAGCCAAAGAGCACUCGAAGUCAAAACAAGCAAACCAUCAAAAACGCGGGAAAACGCAGGCGAUCAAGUCGCGAUUGGUUUUUGUUUUGCGUGUGAUUUGUUAGGAGGAUGGCGUGAGUUAUAUUAACCAAUUACAGACCCAAUUAAUGCAAAAACCAAAAAAAUCUCGAAUUGUCUCUGUCAUUCAUUUGUAAAUCGCUCAAACAACCCUCUUUGUAUGACUAUAAUCCUGCGAAAUAUUCCCCAUAAUGCAGCUAGAAUAACCUCAAAUUGCCUUAUUUGUUCGUUGGUUACUCUUGCCAAAAUUCAGACGUACAAAGUGAUUGAAUUUAGCCUUCGAAAUUAAACUAAAACCAAGUUUCUAUGAUUCCGUGUAGUAAAUCAGUAGAGUUUAUUUUUCACGGACGCAAAUAUGUCUUGGGGCCCGACUCAGAGUCAUUUUAGCCGCUGAGCGAGGGUUAAACAGGCUCUUAGAAGGAUCCGAAACAUAUUUCUGCUUUAGCAACAUGAUUAUCAGUUCAAAGGUCACCGGGAA
Pocillopora meandrina is the source of this 20902-nucleotide messenger RNA. The record is from the annotation of a GenBank genome assembly. NCBI's taxonomy places the organism in Eukaryota, Metazoa, Cnidaria, Anthozoa, Scleractinia, Pocilloporidae.